Emericellopsis cladophorae is the source of this 834-nucleotide messenger RNA. RefSeq names its product Phosducin-like protein. The record is from RefSeq and is a predicted model, not a curated record. Gene Ontology annotation, biological process: regulation of G protein-coupled receptor signaling pathway. The transcript is spliced from 2 exons. NCBI's taxonomy places the organism in Eukaryota, Fungi, Ascomycota, Sordariomycetes, Hypocreales, Bionectriaceae. Bases 1 to 834 code for a protein of 277 amino acids.
AUGUCAACAACCGCCGCCCAAGACGAGUUCAAUGAACUGAUCGCGAAGAACACUGUCCGCGAAAUACUUCACCCGGACGAUCGCAACGAUCCAGAUUUACGACAGCACCAAGACACCACUGAGGAGGACGACUUCCGUCAAGGACAGAUUGCCGAAGCCAUGCGCGCACCGACCGCCGACCUUCCGAUGAUCCGCCUGCCACCUGCAUCAUUCGACGAUGGUCACACGACAGGCGUCAAAGGCGUCAUCGCCGACGCGCGUAGCUACGAAAAUGCGCGUACCAAGUCUAAGUGGAGGAACAGAGUGCAUGCUGCCCGGCGCAGCAUCUUCGGCUUGGACGGGAUGGCGCAGCAGAACACAAUCCACAAAGACAGAAGCGACAGCGAGUCCGAUGAGGACGCCAGAAGCGACAGUGAUAGAGGAGAUGAAGAUUCUUUCCUAAGUCAAUGGCGUGAGCACCGCAGGCGGGAGCUCGAAGCCGAGACCGACAAGGUCAUCAGGAAUCGAAGAACGAGUCCCAGCGUGAGGGAGUACGGGCGGUUCGACGAGGUGGACGCGCUUGGAUAUCUCGACGCUAUUGAGAAGUGUGAAGUAUCCAAGGAGAUAGAGUCGGCGCUGGUACCUCUUGUCAAGGAGCAUCGGGCCAUUCACUUCGUCAAGGUGCACUACGACGAGAUUGAAUUCGACCCUGCAGCUGUACCGUCCAUCUUGGCCUACCGCAACCAAGGCGACUUGUUUGCCAAUCUUACAGGUGUCAUCGAGAUGAUUCCCGAGGACGAGGACUUUACCAGCGACUCACUGAAGCGAUUGUUCCAGCGGUUUGACGUCUUAUAG